This is a messenger RNA of Tripterygium wilfordii, 3427 nucleotides long. Its product is annotated as coatomer subunit beta'-2-like. The record is from RefSeq and is a predicted model, not a curated record. Gene Ontology annotation, molecular function: protein binding; structural molecule activity. The transcript has 24 exons. Bases 197 to 2941 code for a protein of 914 amino acids. NCBI's taxonomy places the organism in Eukaryota, Viridiplantae, Streptophyta, Magnoliopsida, Celastrales, Celastraceae. Gene Ontology annotation, cellular component: COPI vesicle coat. Gene Ontology annotation, biological process: endoplasmic reticulum to Golgi vesicle-mediated transport; intracellular protein transport; intra-Golgi vesicle-mediated transport.
CACACCAUCCAGAUCCGUCAACCGAUCCAAAGUUCUGACGAGUCCAAGUCCUGCCGAUUUGCACAGUUCUCGUCAAUACAUAACACAACACCAAAACCCCCUCGUUGUUUCUCUAAGCUAGAUCACCUGAAUCUCUGGGGCUAGCGAAUUGGGAUCUCGAUCGUACCUUGUUCUUAGAAGUCUGUAAUUAGCGAAAAUGCCUCUGAGACUCGAAAUCAAGAGGAAACUUGCUCAACGGUCGGAGAGAGUGAAGUCUGUGGAUCUACAUCCGACAGAACCAUGGAUUCUGGCAAGUCUGUAUUCGGGAACUGUAUGCAUCUGGAAUUACCAGUCGCAGACCAUGGCACAGACUUUUGAGGUCACCGAUUUACCAGUUAGGUCAGCCAAGUUCAUUGCACGCAAGCAAUGGGUUGUUGCCGGAGCUGAUGAUAUGUUUAUUCGUGUAUACAACUACAAUACGAUGGAUAAGAUCAAAGUAUUUGAGGCACAUACAGAUUACAUUAGGUGUGUGGCUGUGCAUCCUACCCUUCCCUAUGUGCUGUCAUCAUCUGAUGAUAUGCUAAUAAAACUUUGGGACUGGGAAAAGGGUUGGGCCUGUUCUCAAAUAUUUGAGGGACAUUCGCAUUAUGUGAUGCAAGUCACGUUUAACCCGAAAGACACCAAUACUUUCGCGAGUGCUUCUCUUGAUCGCACCAUAAAGAUAUGGAAUAUGGGCUCGCCCGACCCAAAUUUUACUUUGGAUGCCCAUCAGAAAGGGGUAAAUUGUGUUGAUUACUUUACCGGUGGUGAUAAACCAUACCUGAUUACUGGUUCUGAUGAUCACACUGCCAAGGUGUGGGACUAUCAAACGAAAAGUUGUGUCCAGACACUUGAAGGUCAUACACACAAUGUAUCUGCAGUAUGUUUUCAUCCUGAACUUCCUAUAAUAAUGACAGGUUCUGAGGAUGGGACAGUUCGCAUAUGGCAUGCAACUACAUACAGGCUUGAGAACACAUUGAAUUAUGGUCUUGAAAGAGUUUGGGCCAUUGGAUGCAUGAGAGGUUCUCGCCGGAUUGUGAUUGGUUAUGAUGAAGGAACAAUAAUGAUCAAAAUUGGGCGUGAAGUACCUGUUGCUAGCAUGGAUAACAGUGGGAAGAUAAUAUGGGCUAAGCAUAAUGAAAUUCAAACCGUUAACAUCAAGAGUGUGGGCACAGAUUAUGAGAUUGCUGAUGGGGAAAGAUUGCCCUUGGCCGUAAAGGAACUGGGAACCUGUGAUCUUUACCCGCAAAGCUUAAAGCACAACCCAAAUGGGAGGUUUGUUGUCGUAUGUGGAGAUGGUGAGUACAUCAUAUAUACUGCUUUGGCAUGGAGAAAUCGGUCCUUUGGUUCGGCAUUGGAAUUUGUUUGGUCUUCAGAUGGAGAAUAUGCUGUUAGAGAAAGUUCCUCAAGGAUUAAGAUUUUCAGUAAAAAUUUCCAGGAAAAGAAGAGUGUCCGUCCAACAUUUUCAGCUGAGCGGAUAUAUGGAGGAACAUUAUUGGCAAUGUGCUCAAAUGAUUUCAUUUGCUUUUAUGAUUGGGCUGAUUGCAGGUUGAUCCGGCGAAUUGAUGUGACUGUGAAAAAUGUAUACUGGGCUGAUAGUGGGGAUCUUGUGGCAAUUGCUAGUGAUACAUCAUUCUACAUUCUGAAGUACAAUCGGAACAUAGUUUCCUCCCAUUUAGAUAGUGGAAGACCAGUGGACGAAGAAGGUGUUGAGGAUGCAUUUGAGCUUCUCCAUGAAACCAAUGAGCGUGCCAGGACUGGCAUUUGGGUUGGGGAUUGUUUCAUUUACAACAAUUCCUCCUGGAGACUUAAUUACUGUGUGGGCGGCGAGGUUACGACAAUGUAUCAUUUGGACCGCCCUAUGUACCUGUUGGGGUAUCUUGCCAGUCAAAGUAGGGUGUAUCUGAUAGACAAAGAGUUUAACGUCAUGGGAUACACUUUACUUCUUAGUUUAAUCGAGUACAAGACUCUUGUGAUGCGUGGAGACCUGGAGAGGGCCAAUGAGCUUUUACCUUCUAUUCCCAAAGAGCAUCAUAAUAGUGUGGCUCGUUUCUUGGAAUCACGUGGUAUGAUUGAGGAAGCUCUCGCAGUUGCUACAGAUCCUGAUUACAGAUUCGAGCUAGCCAUACAGCUUGGUAGACUAGAGGUUGCACAGGAAAUUGCCACCGAAGUGCAGAGUGAGUCUAAGUGGAGGCAGUUGGGAGAAUUAGCUAUGUCCACCGGAAAGCUGGAAAUGGCUGAGGAAUGUCUGAAACAUGCAAUGGACUUGAGUGGUUUAUUGCUGCUCUAUUCUUCUUUAGGGGAUGCUGAAGGGAUAUCAAAACUUGCAUCCACUGCAAAAGAACAAGGAAAGAACAAUGUUGCAUUCCUUUGCUUGUUCAUGUUGGGGAAAUUGGAAGAGUGCCUUCAGUUGUUGGUGGAAAGUAAUCGGAUACCGGAGGCUGCUUUAAUGGCACGGUCUUAUCUUCCAACCAAGGUUUCAGAGAUUGUGGCAAUCUGGAGAAAAGACCUCAAUAAGAUCAAUCUAAAAGCUGCUGAAUCAUUGGCUGAUCCUGAGGAGUAUCCAAAUUUGUUUGAAGAUUGGCCAGUUGCUCUCUCUGUUGAAUCUAGAGUUGCAGAGACGAGAGAUGUGUAUCCGCCUGCAGAGGACUACAUAAAUCACAUUGAUAAAUCUCACAUGACCCUUGUGGAGGCUUUCAGAAAUAUGCAGAUGGAAGAGGAACCUAUUGAAAAUGGAGAAUAUGAUCAUGAGGACACAGAACAGAAUGAAGAAGAACAGCAGGCUGAGGAGCAGAAUGGAGAAGAGAGCCAAGAGGAGGCUGUUGUGGUGGAUGUUGAUUCUACGGAUGGUGCUGUCCUCGUUAAUGGUAACGAGGCUGACGAAGAGUGGGGUACGAAUAAUGCGGGAACCCCGUCAGCUUAAAAGCAAUUGGUUGGCGCACUGUGAAAAUCAAAAUUUUGUCUCCGUGCUUGCUCCACAUCACUAAGUUCCUCAAGAUGAUUGGUCCCAGCUCUAUUAGUCCUUUACUUGAGGUGAGAGGAACGUGCUAGAUAAAGUGGAUAGUUGAUUAGAUUCUUAUGUGUGAAUUUAGAAGAGCACUAGUGCAUUACCAUUGCCGACAAACAGUGGGACUGUUUGUGUUUGGUAAUAUUUUUUCAUAGUUUAUAUCCACCCUAAGAUGACCUUGUGGCUGCAAAGUGAUUUUCUGUGCCACUAAAAGCAUAGAGCGUGUUGUUCCUAUUUUGAAGUUCAGCUGGUUUCUUGUCAGGAAGUAGGUUAUUCCUUUUUAUUUUUCCAGCUUGGAAGGGAACUGAAAUAGUCUGUUGCAUAGAUUGUUUACACAAACACAAAUUAUAUUCUCGUUCUUUUCUCAUAUUGAAAUGGAUGACAAUGUUGGUCUGAACUUUA